This is a messenger RNA of Megalobrama amblycephala (Wuchang bream), 1956 nucleotides long. RefSeq names its product gastrula zinc finger protein XlCGF8.2DB-like. The transcript has 3 exons. NCBI's taxonomy places the organism in Eukaryota, Metazoa, Chordata, Actinopteri, Cypriniformes, Xenocyprididae. Gene Ontology annotation, biological process: regulation of transcription by RNA polymerase II. The record is from RefSeq and is a predicted model, not a curated record. Gene Ontology annotation, molecular function: RNA polymerase II cis-regulatory region sequence-specific DNA binding; DNA-binding transcription factor activity. The coding region runs from base 124 to 1293 and encodes 389 amino acids.
AUUUUGGUCUGGUGGUGUGACGUCAUAAGGCUGCGACGUGCAUCUGCAUCUGUUGGGAUUCGGCUGAAGAAAGAAAAACCCCUGAUGAAGCGACUGAGAUCCACGUGACACACUAUUAUAAAGAUGGAGUUUAUUAAAGAGGAGAUUGAAGACAUUAAGAUUGAAGAAACAUUCAGAGUGAAACAAGAAGAAACUGAGGAACAAACAGACCUGAUGGCACUGAAGGAGGAGAGUGAAGUACUGAAUGAAAUAGAAGAUAAAGAUCAACAUAAUCAUCAUAAUGUCUUUGCUGGAGAAAAAUUGUGUAGGUGCUCACAGCCUGAAAACAAUUCUUCACAAAACAUGGCUAAAAAGACAGGGACUAGAAGUCAUUUCAGCUGCAAACAGUGUGGAAACAGGUUCAAUCUAAAAGGAAGCUUUAACAGGCACAUGAAAAUUCACACUGAGAAGCCUUACACAUGUCCUCAGUGUGGAAAGAGUUUCAAUCAGAAAGGACACUUUAUAGACCACUUGAGAAUUCACUCUGGAGAGAAACCCUAUACAUGCCUUCAGUGUGGAAAGAGUUUUGAUCAACAUGUAAACCUGAAAGUCCACAUAAAAGUUCACACUAGAGAGAAGCCUUACAUCUGCCAACCGUGUGGAAAAAGUUUCACCCAAAAAGGAAGUCUUAAUUACCACAUGAAAAUUCACACUGGACAGAAGCCUUACACCUGCCACCAGUGUGGAAAGAGCUUCAAUCAGAAAGGACACGUUAAAGACCACAUGAGAAUUCACACUGGAGAGAAGCCUUACACCUGCCAACAGUGUGGAAAAAGUUUCAACCAAAUAGGAAUCCUUAACAGGCACAUGAGAAUUCACAAUAGAGAUAAGACUUACACCUGCCCUCAGUGUGGAAAGAGUUUCACUGAACAUGGAAGUCUUGUAGGCCACAUGACAAUUCACUCUGGAGAGAAGCCUUACACCUGCCAACAGUGUGGAAAGAGUUUCAUUCAGAAAGGACAAUUUAAAGUCCACUUGAGAAUUCACACUGGAGAGAAGCCUUACACAUGCUCCCAGUGUGGAAAGUGUUUCAGUCAGAAAGGACACUUUAAAGACCACUUGAGAAUUCACACUGGAGAGAAGCCUUACACAUGCUCCCAGUGUGGAAAGAGUUUCAAUGUGAAAGGACACUAUAUAGACCACAUAAGAAUUCACACUGGAGAGAAGCCUUUCACCUGCCAACAGUGUGGAAAAAGUUUCAACCAAAAAGGAAUCCUUAACAGACACAUGAGAAUUCACAAAGAGUUUAACUAAAUAUGGAAACCUUGUAAUCCACAUGGGAGUUCACACUGGAGAGAAGCCAUUUAUAUGUGGUCAAGGUGCAAAAAACUUCAGAUAUAAAGAAACACUUGAGUACCACACAAUAAUUAAUUUAUAAGAGAAUGGUUUUAUAUGUCUUCAGUGUGGAAUGAGUUACACAGUCAGGAAGGAAACACCUUAGGAAUCAUGUAAUAAUUCAAAACAGAGAGAGGCCUUUCAUGAACCAUCACAGUGGAAAGACUUGCAGAAAUAAAACAAACCUUGAGGUUCACAUAAACAUCCCCAAUAUACUCUGGCAGUGUUGAACAUAAAAAAGUUCAAAAUCCCAGAGAAGCAGACUUGGCAAACAUCCCAAGUGGUUUUUAGAUUAAUAUGUGUUGCAUAUUUUCCUUUCAAAAACAAAAUAAACACGAGAAAACCAAUGUGAAUUUUUUGCACCAGCUAGAGGCCUUCAUGGGUCCACUUGGGUCCAAAAUACUGAGGUCUGACCUGGGUUUGGGUGCAAAACUUCAAUGAGUGCCUUGGUUCCUUGCCUUGGGUUCGGUACUAUUAGUGACCGCCCGUCUCAAGUAAUUUAAUAUAAAUCUGCUUUUUCCAAAUGGACCAGAGAAAACACAAAAAAUAAACUUUAAAGGGGUGGUUCACUGUUUUUUUUUU